AUGGCGCAGCAUGACUUUGCUCCAGCCUGGCUUAAUUUUCCUACUCCACAAUGUGUCUGGUCUACCACUUGUGCUCCUUUACAGUCAUCACUGGACUCUGCGAAACAUCCUGAAAAUUUUUUGUGGGCAGGGAGUUAUUAUGAAGCUAAUCGCAGAAGACACAACUCUUCAGAUGGGCUUGGUCCUAGCAAUCGACAGCCUAAUGGAGGGCAUUCUUGGAGAAAAGAGAACACUGGCUGGCGUUGCCAAGGCAGAAGUGGUACAGAAGAUCUCGGCCACCCUGGGGGCUGCCACAGGGGAGGUUUCCGCCUGUGUGCCAGCACCUACCGCUGCGGAAGGGGACAGGGGCUGCAUGAAAACAAUGGACCUGAGAAAAUGAGAGACAAAGAAGAACCCAGACAGUUUGAGGCUGAGGAUUUUCCAUCUUUGAACCCUGAAUAUGAGAGGGAGGCCAACCAGAAUAAAUCUUCAGCUGGAGGUGUGUGGGAUUACCCUUUGCACACUAAGCCUACAUCUCCGAGAAUGCUGGCCAUGAAAACGAGCAGCUCAAAAGGACUGCAGACAGCCAGGUUCCCAGUCUCAGGAAGUCUUCCUUCACAGCCAGUAAGGAAUGGAACUGCCACAAGUAUUUACAGAACGUUAUUCCCUAAGCCUGUCACUCCACCAGCAAAGUCUACACAGUGGAAAAGCCAAGCGAAAGGAAGUAAAUGUGGGAAUCCAUUUCCUCUCAAAUCUGCGUAUGGUGUUCGCAAUUUCAGUCCUUUCAAAUCAACUGCCAAGGCAAUUAAUGUGUCACAGAAGUCAGUGAAAGAGUGUCAUCGGUCAAAUUCCUCAUCUCCUGUUGACAAAGCCGAACAGCCUCGUUUAGUAAAAUCGUCAAGAAUUCGGACUGACAAGAAGAGUGAAUUUUUGAAAGCUUUGAAACAAGACAGAGUGGAAGAGAAACAUGGAGAUGAGAAUGAUGCUGGGCAGGAGAAGAAUGAUGAAUCCUUUAACUUAUAUAAUAGCAACAGUCCUCAUCAUGAGAGAGAUGUAAACCAAAACUUUGAAAAUGAAAUUCCACAGGAGAAAUGCAGUGAUUCAGUUACAUCUCAACAGAUCAUUCCAUCUUCAGCUUUCUCUCAGGCAGAUGUUCUUUCAAGCUCACUUGAGGCAGAGCACAGGUUGUUAAAGGAGAUGGGCUGGCAGGAAGACAAUGAAAAUGAUGAAGCAUAUGCUCCACUAACAGAGGAAGAGAUGAGAGAGUUCCAAGUCAUUACUGAACAGUUUAAAAAAAAUGGCCUUCGAAAAAAUGGCAUUUUGAAAAAUGGCCUCAUACGUGAUUUUAAAUUUAACCCCUGGAAAAACAGCACUUUCAAACCUCCUUUGGAGAAUGAGGAUUCUGAGACGAGCAGCAGUGAUACAUCAGAUGAUGAUGAUGUGUGAAGAUCUCUUGUCAUCUGCAGAAGCCUGUUCUGAUGUCUCAAAAAUUUGGGGA
This is a messenger RNA of Merops nubicus (carmine bee-eater), 1477 nucleotides long. It is a transcript of the gene GPBP1, whose product is annotated as GC-rich promoter binding protein 1. Lineage: Eukaryota; Metazoa; Chordata; Aves; Coraciiformes; Meropidae. The coding region runs from base 1 to 1425 and encodes 474 amino acids. Gene Ontology annotation, cellular component: nucleus. The transcript is spliced from 10 exons. Gene Ontology annotation, molecular function: RNA binding; DNA binding. Gene Ontology annotation, biological process: positive regulation of DNA-templated transcription; DNA-templated transcription. The record is from RefSeq and is a predicted model, not a curated record.